Messenger RNA from Rhodamnia argentea, 1031 nucleotides. RefSeq names its product protein MIZU-KUSSEI 1-like. Gene Ontology annotation, biological process: hydrotropism. Lineage: Eukaryota; Viridiplantae; Streptophyta; Magnoliopsida; Myrtales; Myrtaceae. The transcript has a single exon. The coding region runs from base 173 to 928 and encodes 251 amino acids. The record is from RefSeq and is a predicted model, not a curated record.
CCCACGAUUCCUCGGCCCACUUUAGCACUCUUUUCCCCAUAGUGAUAGGCUUUACACCUUUUAAUUCCCUCGCCCUCCCGCUUAUUUAUAACCAUCUCUCUGUCUUCCAUCGUCUUCACAACUUCCCAAGUGCAGAAUCAGCGAGAAUCAGCUCCCCAUUUCCAUCGACACCAUGAGAAUGAUCGACUUGGGCAGCCAAACGGGGCCCCUCCACGUCAUCGACACCGCCACCUCCGUCGACUGCGGCCGCGACGUCCGCCUCCGCCGCUCCCUCCGCUCACUCGUCGAGUGCGUCGUCCCCUGCUGCUGCGGCUUCCAGCCCUCCCCCUCCCCCGACUCCGACUCCGACUCCCUCAGCGUCUCCGCCGAGUCCUCCACCCACUGCUCCUCCCUCGUCACCGGCACCUUCUUCGGCUACCGCCGCGGCCGCGUCAGCUUCUGCCUCCAGGACGACUCCCGCGCCUCGCCCCUCCUCCUCCUCGAGUUCGCCGUCCCGACCUCCUACCUCGCCCGCGAGAUGCGCCAUGGGCUCCUCCGCAUAGCGCUCGAGUGUGGCCGAAGGAAGGCGGAGGCGGCGGAGGACGAGGACCGGCGGGGGCGGCGAGGCGGAGGCGGCGGCGGCGGCUCUCUGUUCAGCGAGCCAGUCUGGUCGAUGUACUGCAACGGGAGGAAGGUCGGGUUCGCCAUGAGGAGGCGGAUGACAGCGGGCGACGCGGCGGUGCUGAGGCUGAUGAGGUCGGUCUCCGUCGGAGCGGGCGUCCUGCCGGUCGCAGCGAGGAGCGACAAGGGCAGCGGCGACGGAGAUCUCUUGUAUCUGCGGGCGAGUUUCGAGCGAGUGAUUGGAUCGGUGGACUCGGAGAGUUUUCAUAUGAUCGAUCCGGUGGGGAGUAAUGGUCAGGAGCUCAGUAUAUUUCUUCUCAGGUCGUAACGCGUGUUACAUAAUUUGUAAUUAUUAAGUAGCUUAGUUUGAAUUCUGUUCAAGCUUAUGCUAAAUUUAGAAUUAAAUGAAUUUGGGAUAUACCCGAGAAGAA